GUAGAAGAAUGUGGAAUCUGCCAUGAAAACACCACCAUCAGUCCUGACUGGUGCUGUGAUUACUAAUUGUGACCUAACAUAACCUGACUAACCCAGGGAAUGAAGAUUUGAAGUGAAGACCAAGAAUUUUUAAACAAAAAAAAAGCCCUCACAUCUUAAUCAUGGCAAACAUUACGCAUGUGGCAGUAAUGUUUGUGGACCCCCACAGCCAAGUGCCCACAGAUGAGCAUGAUCCCUACCUAGACCUUUAUGAUACGGACUAUGGGAUCCCAGCCGAGGAAAUGCCGGACACCACUCAGGGCCUGGCUUAUUUUGUGGCUACCAUUGUUAUUGGAGUUGUUCUUGUCUGCAUCAUGCUGGUGUGCGGCAUUGGUAACUUCCUGUUUAUAGCAACCCUGGCCCGCUACAAGAAACUGCGAAAUCUCACCAAUCUUCUGAUCGCAAACCUGGCCAUCUCCGAUUUUCUUGUGGCUGUUGUGUGCUGCCCUUUCUUGGUGGAUUACUAUGUUGUAAAACAGCUGUCCUGGGACCACGGGAAAGUGCUCUGUGCCUGCGUUAACUACCUCCGAACUGUGUCUCUCUACGUGUCCACCAACGCCUUACUGGCCAUUGCUGUGGACAGGUACAUGGCAAUCAUUCACCCAUUAAGGCCCAGGAUGAAACAUCAGACUGCCUACUGUCUGCUAACAGGUGUGUGGAUUGUUCCGGUCAUCAUAUCCAUACCUUCUGCUUACUUUACUUCUGCGACCAAAGUGCCUUAUGGUGCCAACCGCAGUAAAACCUUCUGCGCUCAGAUCUGGACAGUGGACCAGCAACUUUACUACCGUUCCUACUACCUCUUCAUUUUUGCCGUGGAGUUCCUGUGCCCGGUCCUGAGCAUGGCCCUGUGCUACAUGCGCAUCUCCAGGGAGCUUUGGUUCAAAAGCGUCCCUGGUUUCCAGACGGAUCAGAUCCGGAAGCGUCUGCGUUGCCGGAGGAAGACAGUCAUGGUGCUCAUUGGGAUCCUCACGGCAUACAUUCUCUGCUGGGCUCCUUAUUAUGGCUACACCAUCCUGCGUGAUUUUUACCCGACACUUAUCUCCAGGGAGAAGAACUCACUGGUGGCAUUUUACAUUAUUGAGUGCAUUGCCAUGAGCAACAGUAUGAUCAACACCUUCUGCUUUGUCAGUGUGAAGAAUAACACAGCAAUGUACUUCAAGAGGAUUGUGCUGCUUCGCUGGAAGUCCACUUACACCUCUAGGAAGACAGAUGUGAGGACACUGUCCACGCCUGUGUCUGAGGAAAUUGAUUGUAUACAGCUGAGGUAAAAAAUAAAUAAAAUUAAAUAAAAAAAAAAUAAUAAAAUACCUGUAGAUUUGGAGCUGUCUUAAGCCACUGCAGAUCCUAAGCAGAAGUGGGUCACCUAUCUGUAAAGUUAAUUUUGUUUGGGAAAGCCAUUGUAUGGUUUAGCCUUUUCUUUUGCAGUGUCGCUAACCUUUGGAAGUUCCACUGAAUGUAAAGAAAAAAAAAAAAUGAUUUUCAUUAGCCAGUUCAGUUUAAUCUACAACACACUGGAUUAAAUUUGAAUGCAACUCCAUUCAAAUUUAAGUCACAUGCAUUAUUUACCUACUACUAAUUAUCUCUGUCUGUGUUGGUAAGCUGUACAGUGGUUUUGGUGAUAAAAGUGCUUUUUCAGUGAAAAUGUACAAUAUUCAUAUUUAAGAGUUUAUCAGUUAAACCCAAGCAAGUGAGUAUUUCUCUAAUGAUCUUUUGUGGGUUUUUUUUUUUCAUUUUGUUUGUGGUAUUAUUUUCUUGAGUGCCUCUAAGUAGAUUCAUACAGCAGUAUUACUCAUGUAAUAAGGAUGUCAGUAGAUCAUUUCAAGUGGAUUACUCAUGAACCUGUUAUUACUUAGAGAACAUGACCAAUGGUUUAUUUCCUGUAGUUCUCACCUCUUUAGAUAUUUUAUGGUGACUUUUUUACUGUCUCUUUGUAUUGUCUCUUGUGCAUGAAGUUAAGACAAAUAAAUUUCAACUUGAGAAGAAAAUGUUCUCUUACACUUCAUUUUUGUCUGCUUGAAGUAAUAAACAAUAGCUAAAACACAUUGAAUUCAUAUUUGUAUGUGAUUACAAUGUAAUUAUUUGGCUGCUAAACCAACUGAUCAUAAAUAAAUAAAUCAUUAAAUCACUUAUUUGGACAAGAAAGGAUAAAGAUGCCUUCAUGCACACUCUGGUUAUUAUAAAAAGU
Molecule: messenger RNA, 2224 nt
Organism: Pangasianodon hypophthalmus (striped catfish)
Lineage: Eukaryota; Metazoa; Chordata; Actinopteri; Siluriformes; Pangasiidae
Gene: prokr1b
Product: prokineticin receptor 1b
Exons: 2
Coding region: 162-1307 (381 amino acids)
Biological process (GO): neuropeptide signaling pathway
Cellular component (GO): membrane
Molecular function (GO): neuropeptide receptor activity
Source: RefSeq, a predicted model, not a curated record